Molecule: messenger RNA, 1395 nt
Organism: Sorghum bicolor (sorghum)
Lineage: Eukaryota; Viridiplantae; Streptophyta; Magnoliopsida; Poales; Poaceae
Exons: 2
Coding region: 1-1395 (464 amino acids)
Source: RefSeq, a predicted model, not a curated record
AUGGCCGCCGAGAAGACACUCCGCGAGUUCUCCGUGCCCGCUGUCACCAACAUGGCCACUGGCCCCGCUGUUGACACGGCUGGCAAGAACAUCGAGCUACGCACCGGCCUGAUCACCAUGGUGCAGGCGAGCCCAUUCCGUGGCUUGCCAACUCAGAUAGCUGCUGCCCUUCCUACUGAAUACAAAAAUAAUUCUGAAAAUGUAAAAGCGGUGACCACGAGGGGUGGUAAGACCACUCGUGAUCCACCGAACCCUAACGCUGAUGCAGGGAAGGACAAAGUGCAACAGGAGAUAACAAAGAAAACCCAAAAAGAUGUCAGACCAGAAGAAGAGGAAAUGGCACCAAAAGACCCAUUGGGGUACACGGACACCAUGUAUCUGCCAUUUCCCACAAGAAAUAUAAAACAAGCUGUGGAUGAACAAUUCACUCGCUUUGUUGAGAUGAUCGAGAAGAUACAUGUAAGCGUUCCGUUGAUGGACGUUCUACAUGUACCUUCUUAUGCCAAGUACAUCAAGGAUAUCAUCAACAACAAGCGCCCACUGCCAUCCACUGAAACAAUUAAGCUGACGGAAGAGUGUAGCACUGCUAUACUCAACCGUCUCUCAGAGAAGAGGAAGGACCCGGGGUGCCCUACAAUCACAUGCUCAAUCGGAACUCAGCGCUUUGAUCAUGCGCUAUGUGAUUUAGGUGCAAGCGUAAGUGUGAUGCCUAAAGUUGCCUUUGACCAGCUCAACUUCACUCAACUCAAGCCAACCACGAUGACUCUCCAACUGGUCGACUCAUCGGUCAGGCAUCCAACGGGAAUAGCCGAAGAUGUACCAGUACAAAUCAGAGGACUGUUUGUUCCCGUGGACUUUGUGGAGCUUGACAUGGAGUUAACCAAGGAAUCACCAUUGAUCCUUGGGAGACCCUUCUUGAGCAUUGCAGGAGCACAGAUUGAUGUGAAGGAAGGAAAGAUCAGUUUACACAUCAAUGGGAAGGAGGACAAGUUUGACUUCAAACCAAGGCAUCAAGAGCAAUGCUCAAUGAUCCGGGUUAGAUAUGGACCAAAUAAACAGAUAAAAGAGGUGCAGAUACAGCCUGAAAUUAUUUAUAGCAUCUCUAAAUCAGUAAAAAGACCUACACAAAAGCCAGAGCAAAAGAAAAAGGCAGCUCCCAAAAAGAAACAUGAGGGGCAAAAUAAAGCUUGUAAGCAAAACAAGGCUCUGGAAGAAAAAGAGAGUCCCCUUCCACCAAAGAAGGUAUGGAAGGAGAUCCAAAAGGCAACCACACCACCAAAAACCAAUCAGAUGAAGUGGAGGCCAAAGAAGAAACAAGCAUCUCCGUCCACUUCUCCCGGACAAGGAGAUCCAUCACCAAGCACGGGAGAAAAUGGUCUUGCUCACCAGACCUAA